This is a messenger RNA of Penicillium concentricum, 1452 nucleotides long. RefSeq lists its product as uncharacterized. The coding region runs from base 1 to 1452 and encodes 483 amino acids. The record is from RefSeq and is a predicted model, not a curated record. NCBI's taxonomy places the organism in Eukaryota, Fungi, Ascomycota, Eurotiomycetes, Eurotiales, Aspergillaceae. The transcript has a single exon.
AUGUGCAACCGUGCUGGACGCGUAUGCCAGGGAUAUGUGGCGCCACCCGACAGGAGAACUCGGGAAGUCCGAGAUGCGCGCACCGCAAAGACAAAUGGUGGCGCCCUAAACAUUGUGCAUGUAGGCCAGCAACAAGCCCAAUCCGUCGGUUUGGUCCACGUGAUUGAUGGCAGCCAAGUUGGCUUGUCGCGGAUGGAACGGGAUUAUCUGUAUUCAUUCCGUUCAUAUACUGCUGCCCAGUGUGCUGGGUAUAACUGCGACCCAUUCUGGGAAGUUCUUGUCCAUCAAGUCUGUGAAUCUUGCCCGGAGGUCCGCCAUGCAGCUAUUGGUAUCGGUGCCUUGCAUCGUAGAUUUGCGAAUCCCAGUUCCGACCGGAAUGACGUUUUCCCCAUGCGGCAGUCCACAAAGGCCAUCGCUUGUCUUCGCACGGCUAUGAUGAACGACGACCAAUCGGAUCCCUCGGCCACGGAGAAGGUGUUGGUGGCUUGUGUUGUUUUAGUUAGCUUCGCUCUCUUUCAAGGCGAUGUUGAUGCUGUUCGCUGUCAUCUCCAAGCUGGCACUAAACUACUCUGGGAAUGGAGGAAGAAAAAACCUAAGAGCUUGGUCACUUCGAUUUUAUUACAUUCAUUUAUACAGCUCCAUAUCCAUUGGGCAAGCGCUACAAGGCUCCAGGAUUAUACGGGAGGAGACUAUCCCUAUCUCCUAGAACUUAUCCAUGAUAACCUCGACGAUAUUGCUACACAUGCCAAUGAACAGUCAAGAGCGACUCUCCUGGUAUCUGUUCAAGCUUGGGCGAUAAUGUUAAGUUACCCCGUGUCGCUUGACCCGAUGACCACCAAUGCUUCGCAAGGAUUUACAUGGGACACCCCUGCGAACAAGGUCCAUCGAUUUAAUACGCAAGCGGAUGAGUGUAUUGUUCUCCACCAAAAGACUGCCUGCCCUACAAAGCUCCGUGCCUUCAUGGUCAUUCAGAUGCAGAUUGAGAUGAUGAAAAUUGUCCUCGCCUCAACAACGUUUUCAGGCUCUGAAACAGAAUGGGAUGCUCUCUUUCCCCAUUUCCAGGCGAUUGUCGAUAUAGCAGGAAAGUUGUUGAGUAGCUUUGAUCAGUUGCCAGACCCACUGUUUUCUGUCAAGGAAGGAUUCUUAGGAGCCCUCAUGUUUUGUGGACUCAAAUGUCGCGAUUGGACGGUUCGACAGAAGGUGAUGACCAUCUGCCGAAAGUACAAUCGACGAGAGGGGAUGUUCUCUACCGCCGAGGCUGCUCUCUUCUUACACCGUAUCUACGAUGUUGAGUCUGCUGGUAUUCCACCAGGAGAAGAAAUACCAGAGUCCAAUCGUAUCAAUGCAGUGUUCAUCGCGGAACAUCCCAACCUUUCAAAAUUCCAAACCCAAAGUCACAUCAAAUAUCGUGAUAACGAUGGAAAUUGGUACAGCGAAUGGCUGUCACCAUGA